Messenger RNA from Etheostoma spectabile (orangethroat darter), 4042 nucleotides. RefSeq names its product PPFIA binding protein 2b (gene ppfibp2b). The record is from RefSeq and is a predicted model, not a curated record. Gene Ontology annotation, molecular function: protein binding. NCBI's taxonomy places the organism in Eukaryota, Metazoa, Chordata, Actinopteri, Perciformes, Percidae. Bases 249 to 3554 code for a protein of 1101 amino acids. Gene Ontology annotation, biological process: neuromuscular junction development. The transcript is spliced from 32 exons. Gene Ontology annotation, cellular component: presynaptic active zone.
CAGGUGAUAGUUGAAGCUCGCGCUUAUAGCGAGUAGCCUACAGACUAGACAACUCUACAGUUCAGAGUACCUAGCAUGUGUGAACGUGUUGUAUGUGUGUGUUAGGGGCGUGUGUGUGUGUGUGUCUGUAUAUUUCUCUGCUCACUUUAUCUUCAAGUGUCUCCCGCAAACAAAAUUAAAGGAUUUUAUUCGAUAAAGCCUCAGCAUCCCUGGAAGUCGCAUAUCAACAUUGGAACACCUGAGAGCUGAUGCUUCCCACCAUCACCAUGGAAACGGAGGCCAGUCACAUGCUGGAGGCAGCACUGGAGCAGAUGGAUGACAUCAUCGCAGGUUCGAAAGCAGCAGCGGUGGAGUUUUCUAACAGCAUGUAUGACCAGAGUUCUCCCAUCAGCGCUGGUCCUCUGCAGGUCGUUCAGCUAGCUGAGGACCUCAAACUUGCCUUGGAGCUCCAACCCAAUCAGGAUCAGAGAGAAAGUCUCAGAGCACAAUUACCUACAGAAACAGCACAUAUUCUCAUAGACUGGCUACAGAGUGGAACUGUAAACCUGUGUGUUCCAGCCAACAAUGAAACCUACCAAGAACGACUGCUUCGCCUAGAAGGAGACAAGGAGUCUCUGGUGCUACAGGUGAGCAUUCUGACCGACCAGGUGGAGGCCCAGGGAGAGAAGAUCAGAGACUUACAGAGUUCUCUGGAGGAACACCGGCAGAAACUAGCCUCUACAGAGGAGAUGCUGCAACAGGAGCUGAUGAGCAAGACCUCUCUAGAGACUCAGAAGCUGGAUCUGAUGGACGAAGUGUCCUACCUUAAACUGAAGCUGGUCAGCAUGGAGGAGCCACAAACCAACACGCACCCACAAAGUCCUGUGAACACAGAGCAGAACAAAGCCGAGUGUGUGGUAAAUCUCAUCAGUGAGCUUCAGGAGCAGAUGUGCAGGUUUCAGGAGGAGAUCAGCACUCGUAUUCUGGAAAAACGGGCUCUGGAGGAAAGGGAGGCCCAGCAGGGGGAACCCGGAGGCAGCCAAACCCCAGGCCACGGCCCUCAGGUUGGGUUAGCCAGCUCAGACCUGGGCCCGUCUGGCUCUGAUGCCCGGAUGCACAAUGGAGGACAGACUGUACAUGAUUUGUUACAAGAAAUGAAGCAUCUGAAAAGCAAAGUGGAGGAGCUGGAGCAAGAGAAGGGCCAGUAUGAGAGGAAACUAAGAGCUACCAAGCUCUCUAUCUCUUACUCUCUCCAUGUGUGUUACCAGUCGCUCAUGACCCAGCUGUCCAGCCUCAAGCUGACUGUGGAGCACACACAGCUGGAGAAGCAGCACUGGGAGGAGCGCUGGCGCAGCACCCAGGCAGAAAUAUCAGAGCUGCAGCAGCUCCUGGCCUCCAAAGACACUGAGAUCGAAUGCCUGCAGACCCAGUUGCUGGCCAGAGGCGGCACAGCCAAUGACAACACAGAGAGAGAGGAGCUGUAUAUCAAGCAUCUGAUUAACAAAUACCAUGAAUACCAGAGGCUGAAGGUGGGGAUGGAGUCUUUGUUGGCUUCAAAUGAUGAAAAGGAUCGGCGUAUAGAGGAGCUGACCAUUCUGCUUGGCCAGUACAGAAAGAUGAGGGAAGUCAUGGCACUCACACAGGGGAGUAGUGAAGAGGAGCUGAGUGGCAGUUUAAGACUCCGAGCCAUCACACACAAAGCACACUCUGACAUUGUCAGAUCAGAGAGGUCAUCAAGAGGGUCUUCUCCGCUUAUGCUACUUGCAUCUCCUUACCAGAGAGAUUUGGACUCCAGUAUCCAGAACUCUAUGGACACAUCACUGCUGUCCACUGGGGAUACAAGCUUCUUUAAUGGACCAUGGCAUCAGCACAGGUUAUUGUCCAGCAGUCUUGAAGAGUUGCAGAGUGGAUCCUUACAAAAGGCUGUAGAGAUCCUACCAAUUGAAACUGAAUCAGACACAAGGGCAGAGAAUUCUCACAUGGAGCUGAGCAAGUACCAGACUUUGCCGGGGAAACUAAAAAGUAAAAAGAGCAAGCCGAUGGCCGAGCUGAACGGCCACAGACAGAGAGAUGGAGAGAGUUUAUCUCCGGUCCAGCCUUCUCCUGUCCACGGCCGGGACUACACUCUCAUUCGCUGCAGGAGUGCCAGUGCUCCGGCUUUAGGAUCCCCUGGAAAACAUGACCUCUAUAAUGUUGGGCAUCCAGAAAAGCUAGAGGAGUGUGUUCUGUCAGACCAGUCCCCCCUGUCAUCUGGAGUGGACUCUGGACAGCAGUCCCCUGUCUCACCAGAGAAUAGGAAGAGUCAAAGAGGCAUUAAGAAACUCUGGGGGAAGAUCCGUCGCAGUCAGUCAGGCAGUCCUGCCCAGGUUCACUACUCUGAGCUGGGAGAGUUCAAGAGGGGAGGUUUCAGAGCUACAGCUGGACCAAGAUUGGCCCGUCCAGGGACCACACGAGAUCUGAAGAUGCCUUUUUGUAAGUGGAGCACAGAGCAGGUGUGUGACUGGCUUGAGGAAAUUGGACUUGGUCAGUACAGCAUUCUUGCUUGCCAAUGGGUUACCAGCGGUGAUACUCUACUGUCGGCCACCCAGCAAGACCUAGAAAAGGAGCUGGCGAUGAAGAAUCCGCUCCACAGGAAGAAGCUCCUAUUAGCCAUCAAGACGUUCAGCAGCAAGAAGUCUGAGAAGUCUGCAGAGCUGGAUUACAUCUGGGUCACUCGUUGGCUUGAUGACAUUGGACUUCCUCAAUACAAAGACCAAUUUAAUGAAGGAAGAGUGGAUGGGCAGAUGCUGCAAUACCUCACUGUGAACGACCUGUUAUUUCUUAAAGUGAGCAGUCAGCUGCAUCACCUCAGCAUCAAGUGCGCCAUUCAUGUUCUCCAUGUCAACAAGUUUAACUCCAACUGCCUCAAACGCAGGCCUGGAAAUGAGAACCACUUCAGUCCCAGUGAUGUGAUUCAGUGGUCCAACCACCGAGUCAUGGAGUGGCUGAGAUCUGUGGAUCUGGCAGAGUAUGCACCAAACCUGAGGGGCAGUGGAGUGCACGGAGGGCUGGUAAUGCUGGAACCUCGGUUUAACUCAGACACGCUUGCCAUGCUGCUGAACAUCCCUACUCAGAAAACACUGCUGAGACGCCACCUAGCCACUAACUUCAACAGCCUUGUGGGAGCACAAGCUCAUCAGGAGAAGAAGGAGUACACUGAUGCUGUGGGGUACACCCCCCUCAGCAUCACAGCUAAAGUCAAGCCAAAGAAGUUGGGCUUCUCUAACUUGACUCACCUCAGAAGGAGGCGGGCGGAUGAAUCCACAGACUACGUCUGUCCAAUCGAGUCAUCUUCACCUCAGUCAGGAGGACAGUCUGCAGUGAAUGGGGUGCAGGUGCGGCCCUACGCCGGCUUCAGAGGCCUGAGCCCAAUCCUGGACAGAGAGCCCGACCGCCCCAGGGACCAGAUGGCGAUCACAGAGGGUACAAUGAUGCAAAUAGAAGCUCUGUCUGAAAGCUUCAACAACCUCACAUACCUGUUCAGCCGAGACGAGCCACGGAAGGAGCUGAGGCACUCUCAGAAAAGGCUAGUUUGAAGGACAAUGACCCGGCACUGUUGGCACUCUAUGCCAAUCAACCACAGAGACUUUCAGCAACCAAUCAGAAACCUGCACUAUAUCUCAAGCCACAGCCUAACACUGCAGCGUGGAGCUCCUUCUACUAGCCGCUGAUACCUCAUGUAACACCUACUGUCACCCUGAAGUCACAAUGGAGUGGACUCACACAAUGUGGAAAACAAUCAUCAUAUGUUGCUUCUAAAUAUAUAUUUAUUUUAAAUUUCUACAAUAAUUAACUGAACUUUAGUUUUAGGGGAUUUCCUUUUUUUUAACUGCUUUUGCUUUUUUUGUUUCUAUUAAAUGCUCAUAUUAACAACUGUGCACUGUGUAUACUGUUAUGGUGUGCUAUGUCAAAGGGGAGAACAGGGCCACAUUAGUAAUUUCUUAUUCUAAUGGUCAUCAUAUGAUAUGUAAAGUUUAAUACAUUUUUGAUGGAGUAUGUGAUGUAAAAGUGCCCAAAACUGUAA